UUGGAGGGCAGACGCGCCGAGUCACGCCGGCAAGGGAGGGGCCUCGGGCCCGGCGGCGAACACGGGAGCUGCUGGCCGGAGCGGGAGCCGGAACGGCGGGAGGCCGCCGGCAGCAGCACCUGGUCCGAGAUGGGGUCCCAGGUCUCGAUGGACGUGGGAGCCGUGCACGUGGUGAUCGUGGGCGGAGGCUUUGGCGGCAUCGCGGCCGCCAGCCAACUGCAGGCGCUGAACAUCCCCUUCGUGCUGGUGGACAUGAAGGACUCCUUCCACCACAACGUGGCAGCCCUCCGGGCCUCCGUGGAGAGUGGGUUUGCCAAAAAGACAUUCAUUUCCUACUCGGUGACCUUCAAGGAAAACUUCCGGCAGGGCCUGGUGGUUGAGAUAGACCUGAAGAAUCAGACGGUGCUGCUGGAGGACGGCGAGGCCCUGUCCUUCGCAUAUCUCAUCCUGGCCACGGGCAGCACUGGGCUCUUCCCAGGCAAGUUUAACCAGGUGUCCAACCAGCAGAUGGCCAUCCAGGCCUAUGAGGACAUGGUGACGCAGGUCCAGAGCUCACAAUCCAUCGUGGUGGUCGGAGGAGGCUCUGCGGGAGUGGAGAUGGCAGCAGAGAUUAAAACAGAAUACCCUGAGAAAGAGGUCACUCUCAUUCACUCCCAAAUGGCCCUCGCAGACAAGGAGCUCCUGCCCUGUGUCCGGCAGGAAGUGAAGGAGAUCCUGCUCCGGAAGGGCGUGCAGCUGCUGCUGAGUGAGCGGGUGAGCAACCUGGAGGUGCUGCCUCUCAACGAGCAUCGCGAGCGCAUCACGGUGCGGACGGACAAAGGGACGGAGGUGGCCGCCAACCUGGUGAUCGCCUGCAGCGGUAUCAAGGUCAACAGUGUGGCCUACCGCAGCGCGUUUGGUGAUCAGCUGGCCAGCGAUGGCGCUCUGAAAGUGAACGAGUACCUCCAGGUGGAGGGCUACAGCCACAUCUACGCCAUCGGUGACUGCGCCGAUGUGAGGGAGCCCAAGAUGGCCUAUCACGCCAGCCUCCACGCCAAUGUCGCCGUGGCCAACAUCGUCAACUCCAUGAAACAGAGGCCCCUCAAAGCCUACAAGCCAGGUUCGCUGACGUUCCUCCUGGCCAUGGGGAGAAAUGACGGCGUGGGCCAGAUCAGUGGCUUCUACGUGGGGCGGCUCAUGGUUCGGCUGGCCAAGAGCCGGGACCUGUUGGUCUCCACGAGCUGGAAAACCAUGCGGCAGUCUCCACCCUGAUGGGGAGGCUGGGCGGGAGAUAGGUACCGCCACCGCCCGCUGAUCAGAUUUCUUGACAAAUGGUACCCGCUUGACAAAUGCCAAAGGGCAAAAGCUCUUUUCCUGGAGUAAGAUGUCAGUGAUGUACUGACCAGAAACACAGCUUAGACAAAACCAAAAACUGGGAGAGAGAGAUAUUGGUGUUAAAAAAAAAAAAAGACACCCUUAAAGGAGUCUUUCUGGGUUUCAAAGGUCUACUUGCACUUGUGCUGGCUGAAUAGUUCACUUGGUCCUGGGGAGGGCACAGCCCACCUUCUCUACCCCAGCCUCCUCUGUGUGUGUGUGUGUGUGUGUGUGUGUGUGUGUGCGCGUGCGCGCGCACAUGGUGUGUGGCAUUCAGAGCUCUCAGAGUAGGGGCAAGAGCUCAGUAUCCUGGUGGCAGGAAGGGUCUCCCUGUCUGUAAGGGCAGGAAGGAGGGCCUGCACAAGGAGACCAGCUAAGGAAGGGGGGACUGGGGUGGAGGGAUGGCCUACAUCCCAACCUCUCCCAUCACAUUAGGAGGUGGGGAAGCCUAUAACAUCCUGCAACACUCAGGUUGUUAAUAGGAGCUUAAUUUUAAACUGUUAGUCCCUACCGUCUUUAAUCUUCAUGAAUCUUUCUAUAUUUCUAUUUUUAGAUCCUGAUUAUAUACCAUAGGUUGUAUUUAAGAAGCGUUAGAUAAAAUUUCCCUCCUGGUGAGUCCAUCCUAAUGGAGAGUGAGUUUUUCACAAAGCUAACAGGUUAAGACAGAAACCUGGCCUGCCAGCUGCUGGGGGUGUUUAAAGAAAGACAGCCAAGCUAGCGUGACCGUCGGGUGGGUCGCCAUCCUGCUAACAUUCAGGGAGCAGAGGGGGUUUCAGUAGGUGAACCCCUGCAUGCUUCCAGGCUACUGUCUUAGGCAAAUUUGUAAGUGACAAAACUGCAGCCAAUGCUGGGGCAGGGGUACCCUGUGGGAACCUUUGUAGUUUUGUGCUUCUGGUUUCUUGGUCAACCCCAACGUCACUUAUCUGGAGGCAUAGCCAUGUGGCAAUAAUGCCUGCCACCAACUAUGUUAAGGUAUAAAAAUGACUUCUCUGUCUGGGAGAGGACUUCGAAUCAGGAUAAACCUCUUUUGGACCACAUAGGCGAGAUCUCUAAGGCAGAAGUUGUUUAUGAGUUCAUCUGAAUAAAUUCAGGCCCUGCCCCGGCCCACCCUACCCCUCCCUGCCCACUUUUAAUGGUAACCUCUGGGUACUUGGCCAGAAUUCUUAGGAUACCAGCCUCACGAGGGUUCUUGGUCUGUCCUGUCUGGGCUGUGGCCCAGGUCUGUUCCAUUUUGUUGCCCAGGCCUAAGUGAGACUGUGCCUUUGUCCCAAAGGAUGGCCCCCCAGGGAGGCUUCACCCAGUCCUCCAUUCCCGUGGACCACAGCCAACCAGGCUCCCCUUCUGGAAGUGGGACCUGUUGCCUGAGAAACACAAGCCAUUCCAUGCUGUCUGACCUGGGGCCUAGCAUGGUGGGAGUCUCAGCUCCAUAGUGAUAGGCCUUGUUCUAUUUAUAACAUUCUUAAGUUUCCACCCAUAGGGACACAGUUCUCCAAACUGAGGAAAAUGUUACAAUAAAAGAGUAUGUUGUAAGAAAGACACUGGAUC
This is a messenger RNA of Balaenoptera acutorostrata (minke whale), 2898 nucleotides long. It is a transcript of the gene AIFM2, whose product is annotated as apoptosis inducing factor mitochondria associated 2. Gene Ontology annotation, cellular component: cytoplasm; mitochondrion. The transcript has 9 exons. NCBI's taxonomy places the organism in Eukaryota, Metazoa, Chordata, Mammalia, Artiodactyla, Balaenopteridae. The record is from RefSeq and is a predicted model, not a curated record. Gene Ontology annotation, molecular function: flavin adenine dinucleotide binding; electron-transferring-flavoprotein dehydrogenase activity. Gene Ontology annotation, biological process: apoptotic mitochondrial changes; positive regulation of apoptotic process. The coding region runs from base 130 to 1251 and encodes 373 amino acids.